UAUAAUUAAUUGAGACAUUGAGCGCAUUUGUCCUCUGUGUGACUUCUGAAUAAUCUGAAUAAAGGGUUUUAGUAUUUCAAUAAAACUUCUCCAUCUGUCAUCAGUGUUAGGUCCGCUGCUGUUCAGUCAUUCGACCAACAGUUUGCUAAAAAGAAAACUAAAACUGAUGAAAUGAAAAAGGAGAUUAGGUUGUUUUUUUGUCAAAAAGCAUAGGUUCUGGUACAUGUAGCAAGUACCUCACAUGCCCACAGCUGUGUCUCUACAUCACCAUCAAGCGAUUAGCAGACGAAGAAGUCGGAAGGCCUAAUAACUCAGCAGAGGAGUGGUAUUCCGGGAGAUAUCAGAUAACAAAUUAACUCAUUAAUGUACCCGUCUCUGCUCUGAGGCGCAGAAAAUCAAACACAGCCGUGUGUCACGUGUCUUCAGAUUUUUCACACUUGAAGAACUUGUCAAAUGCCCAUCUUUUCGCGCCUUUUACUUCCAAAGAUACACCAGGUACCCGAUUCUGUCGAGUGGUCCAGGUACACGUGUCCAACAUUUCUUAUCUUACACUACACAUGUUAAACUUGCACUUCGUGACACUUGGUCUUAAUAACAUAUACAGCAUUUAUUAUCUUGCUAUCCGACAUCACACUUGUAAUUUGUACAAUAUUUAUUAUCUUAUGCUACAUGUCACCUAAAGUUACUCCUUGCAAUCCUUGGUAUUAAUUACAUUAUAUUUAUCAUUUUAUCCCACACACGGUACCGAUAAUUAACCUUACAACACAUGAUAUUACUUAUAUGUUGAUAUAUUAUCUGACAGCAUACACCUACAGUUUCAUUCCGCGACAGUAGGUAUUGAUAAUAUGCACAUGUAUAUCUUAAAGUAUACAUUAUACUUACAGUUACAUUUCGCGACACUAAGUAAUGAUAAUAUAUACAUUUAUUGUCUUCUAGUGUACAGAUUACAGAUGCUACCUCGCGACAUGUGUUAAUGGUAUUAUAUCUAUAUAUUAUAUUACAUCUGUUACCUACGUGAAACUAAGUAUUAUUAAAUCGUACAGCACAUGAUCUUAUGCUACAUAUUCUACUAUAAUUAAAAAGCGAUAUUUGAGUUGUAAUGAUCAAAUAAGUUCGGAACCAAAUAUUGUACAUGGAGAUAGUUGUCACGAUAGCUCCCCAGAAUAUAGUCCUUGCAUUGCAGUGCCCAUGAAGUAUUGACACAGAACUACUUGUCAUCCAAUUUUUCAGUAAAGGACUUGGAGCUGUGGGACGACACCCAGAGAGUGUUUGACACCCGGGGUGUCAGCAUGAAGUCGCUGCAGCGGGUGUCGUGCAGACGCCGGGUGAUGACUGUGCUGUUCGGACACCGCAGCAGAGGCGGGUGGCUGCUGUGCGCCUCGCUGAUGCUCUUCCUGUGGCUGCACAACACAGAUCAGUCACUUCAUUCGGCCAAAGUUCACAGACAAACGAAGAAAGUCUUGUCAGCACGUGCAGAUGAAAACUCUGUCAUCUUUGGUGUUGAAUAUGAUGAGGAUGAUUUCGAAGAUGAUGAAUACAAGUACAACUCCACUUCAGCACUUUCUUCCCCAAAGCCAGAAGAGGACGAAGCAGUUGUUACGUGGUCCAGAGAGGAACCCGACAGAUUAAGGGCGGAUAAUGCUGAUUAUGUAAUGUUCUCUGGGGAUUUGAAAACACAGAAAGGGGAUGAGAUGGCACCGGACCAUGGAGCUGAACUUGCUGAUUCAAGAACAGUUGGAAAUGUCAGACCUUCCGACAUCGGCGCCAGCGACCCAACUCCAGUAUCAGCUCGUGGGAUGCAUGAUCUCGACGAUGGGGGAGACUGGUUAGUGAAGCAAAAGAACAGGAAAAAAUUAAUUCGGAAAACAUGCGAAGAAAGAGCUUACCUGCCCAGAAAACGUAUUUACGACACUCACGUGAUUGUAGACAAGGGCACUAACUUGCUGUACUGUCCGGUCGAGAAAGUCGCUUCAACCUUCAUGCGAAGGUUUAUGUACACUCUGAAACAGAGAAACAAAACCAGGACCAUGGCCUCUCCUUUCGAUGUUCCUGUCGACGUGGCCUUAGACUACGAGUUCGACACCUUGCGAACCUUGUUUUAUGAAGGGAUCACCGACUUUGUGGACUCCAGCACUAAGGUCUUGCUGGCGAGAGAUCCUUAUUCUCGACUUUUCGCAGCUUACAUCGAUAAGCUCCUUGUUCCCAAUUAUUAUUACUGGAAAAAGUGGGCAGCUCCAGCCAUAUCAGCGUACCGGAUGUCGCCUUCCGCGCAGGCCCUGAAAUGCGGACAUGACGUCACAUUUACGGAGUUCCUGAAAUACGUUGUAGACUCUUUGCACACCAGUGACCCACACUUGCGACCCGUGAACCAGAUGUGUUCGCCGUGCGAGAUGGACUACAACAUCGUCGGACAGUUGGAGACGUUGAGCGAUGACUUCUCUCACCUGACGAGAGUCCUCGACAUCGUUGUGGCCAACUACUCUUCAGAAACCAUGGCAACGGAAAUCGCCAUCGACAGCAUCGUGGACUACACCUACAGUGCGUUCGAGAGCUUCCAGCAGCUUGGGGAGUGCGUCUCAAAGCUUCAGGUGUGCCGCAGACUGUGGCACCUGAUGCAGGUGAAAGGAAUCAUCAGUUACGAAAUUCGCUUUUCACUGACUGAGGAAGACAUGGCGACGAUGACCCCGAGCAAGUUCGUCAGAAUUUUGGAUAAAGGACGGACAAGCUGGACAGACACCGCGGUGUUGCUGAGACAGAAGCAGGGUGCACUGGAGGAGGCGUACAGGCAAGUCCCAGACAGCCUCCUCCUGCAGAUUAGUGCCAUCUAUUCCCUGGACUUCCAGAUGUUCGGGUACGACAAGUACCCGAGUUACAAAUCAUUGAUGUGACUGUUAGCCUGUCUGUAUGAUGGACAAUGAGACACAGCAAGUCUUUAAUUACAUUUCAAAGGCAGCUCAAUCAUUAUCAUAGCUUAAUCAUCACAGCUCUGUAGUGAGAAGUAUUCGGCAGGAACAGAACGAAAUUUGUGUUUCGAACCCAGUGCUGUGAGGAGAAGGGUGUCGUACACCCGACCUGUUCAGUCAUCCUGUCCUCAUAUUCUGUCUGAGCAAAGACUGUCUGGUGGUUGAUGCCAACAACAAUCUCUUGGUGCUUGUCUUCAUCUUCCACAAAACUGAUCACAACAUUCAGUCCCCACAGUGAUCAACUAACCGAUCAACCAGCCUCCUGGACAAUAAUACAAACAUGAAAACAGACAUACAGGCAUAACACACAAAAACUACUGCAACAAGAGAGAGAGAAAGAAUGAUAAUGUAUGGCUUUGAACAAAGGAAGUUACUGACUUCAUCCACUGUAAAUAAAGAUUACCUGAUUACUAUAUUAUGGUCGGCAUUUAUAUUUACUAACAUCAAAUAUUGAAAUAAUAACAAGAGUUCUUGAGAAAAUUUAGGACUGCAGUACAGUAAAGAAAGAAUAGUAGAGGAAAAAAAAACACAAAAAACCAACCAAACAAACAAAAAACAAUUAGAAAAAGAAGUCUGAAGUAGGGAUAAACCCUUGUUACUACUGGCCAACAUCUGGACAAACUGUGUAUGGUGCAAUAAAACCUCAUGCUGUCAAAUUUUUCAUUCCUAAUAUUUCAUACACCAGCCUAGAAUAUGAACACAUUCUCACCUACUCCCUACUCUUCCAAUUAAAAAAACUAAAAACGGCCAAAGAAAACAGAAAGCACGCGACGUUGACGGUUUGUGAAAAAUAAAUACUGGAAAUGACAAGACAUUUGAAUGUCUGAGAGGACUGGUUGGCCUCACACAGCCUCCAUGGUUUCAAUGCUUGUCACAAACAGGAUCCAUAUUUAUAAAAACACGUUAAUACUUAUAUAAACUAUUAACUAUCAAGUCGAAAGUCGAUGAUGAUAUACAGCAUUGUAAGCAAUGAAAGCACAUUGCAAUAAUUUCGAGGGCGAGCUCCAGACUACACGUGACCCGACAGUGACCCACACUAGAUGCAAAUGUCAACAAACGGAUGGCACCAUGAGAGAUAUGAACUAAAUACAAGAAAAAAGUUGGAGAACUGAGUGCAAUAGUCUGAUUAUGAAAGAUACCUUAACGAGGUAGGUGUCCAACCGCAAUUAAAUCUUAACCCAAAAAGAAAGAGAAUGCCGAACAGUGCGGAUCGUGAAAAAGAAAACAAGCGUUUGUCGAAUGUCUCCUGUCUGAUGUGUCACAACGACGAGGGCAACACAAGCAGAUUAACUAGAUUAAAUAAAUAAACACUACGAUAAAUAAAUUAAGUAAAAUCAAUUAAAUACAAAUUAUCAAAAUACUACAUUUCUAUACUCAGAAAAAUACUGGAUGGCCUCUGUGUUACAGACUUACAGAGCGUUCCCAUGAAAUCUUUCACAAGCCCAAGGUAA
Molecule: messenger RNA, 4414 nt
Organism: Pomacea canaliculata
Lineage: Eukaryota; Metazoa; Mollusca; Gastropoda; Architaenioglossa; Ampullariidae
Exons: 3
Coding region: 1290-2888 (532 amino acids)
Biological process (GO): carbohydrate biosynthetic process
Cellular component (GO): membrane
Molecular function (GO): sulfotransferase activity
Source: RefSeq, a predicted model, not a curated record